Messenger RNA from Phycomyces blakesleeanus NRRL 1555(-), 171 nucleotides. RefSeq lists its product as hypothetical. The transcript has 2 exons. Bases 1 to 171 code for a protein of 56 amino acids. The record is from RefSeq and is a predicted model, not a curated record. Lineage: Eukaryota; Fungi; Mucoromycota; Mucoromycetes; Mucorales; Phycomycetaceae.
AUGAAAAGACAACAACAAAAUGUUACUGCAGCAUCGAUUGACUUCCGCUUGUCAGGAAUACAUACAAACAAACCAACAAUCCGUGGUCUUCCUCUCCCUCGUCCUUAUCCAAGCCCUCCAGCGUCAACUAAUGUGCCCAAAAACAAGGAACCACAUCAUGCCCAGGACUAG